Messenger RNA from Periophthalmus magnuspinnatus, 3752 nucleotides. RefSeq names its product sulfatase 2a (gene sulf2a). The transcript has 22 exons. Gene Ontology annotation, cellular component: plasma membrane; Golgi apparatus; cell surface. The record is from RefSeq and is a predicted model, not a curated record. NCBI's taxonomy places the organism in Eukaryota, Metazoa, Chordata, Actinopteri, Gobiiformes, Gobiidae. Bases 244 to 2904 code for a protein of 886 amino acids. Gene Ontology annotation, molecular function: N-acetylglucosamine-6-sulfatase activity; calcium ion binding; glycosaminoglycan binding.
CUGUGAGCUGUCUGCACUUGGAGUGUGGGGGGCCAGACCAGCUCCUCACUCUGCCUGCACAGGGGGAGCGCACAGCAGAACGGACCGGAGCAGAGCAAAUGGUACCGGACUGAUCCAAAACAGAACCUGGCAGUGGGAGGUUGCUUUCUGUACCAGAGAACACAACACACGGCUUGUAUAUUGAGCAAGGUUAAGUGUGAGCUGCUGAGCGUGGAGCAGAGGAGGUGACUGCUGGACACAGACAUGGCAGUGCGGGGGCUUUUGACCCCUCUACUCCUCAUCCUGAGCCUUGUUUUGGUGGGAGUUGUGCCUGGAGCUGAAGCCUCUGGAUACCUGUCAGGUUAUCGCCUCAGGUCGCGAUUACAGAGAGACCGCCAUUUCCGCAAUAUCCGACCCAACAUCAUCCUCAUCCUCACAGAUGACCAGGACAUAGAGCUCGGCUCAAUGCAGGCCAUGAACAAGACACGCCACGUUAUGGAGAAGGGCGGCACCCACUUCACAAAUGCCUUUUCCACCACCCCCAUGUGCUGCCCGUCCCGCUCCUCCAUCCUUACGGGGAAGUACGUGCACAACCACCACACAUACACCAACAAUGAGAACUGCUCUUCUCCAUCCUGGCAGGCCCACCAUGAGCCACAUACAUUUGCUGUGCACCUCAACAAUUCUGGCUACAGGACGGCUUUUUUUGGGAAGUAUCUCAAUGAAUAUAAUGGCUCCUAUAUACCCCCGGGAUGGAAGGAAUGGGUAGCACUGGUGAAAAACUCGCGCUUCUACAACUACACCCUCUGCCGCAAUGGAGUGAGAGAGAAGCACAGCAGUGACUAUGCAAGGGAUUACCUGACAGACGUCAUUACCAACGACAGCAUCAACUACUUCCGCAUGUCCAAAAGGAUGUACCCUCACCGUCCCGUCAUGAUGGUACUGAGCCAUGUGGCCCCACACGGACCAGAAGACUCAGCCCCACAGUACAGCACUGCCUUCCCCAAUGCAUCACAGCACAUAACACCAAGCUACAACUACGCACCAAACCCAGACAAGCACUGGAUCCUGCGGUACACGGGGCCCAUGAAGCCAGUGCACAUGCAGUUCACCAACAUGCUGCAGCGCAGGAGGAUGCAGACGCUGCUGUCGGUGGAUGACAGUGUAGAGAAGGUGUAUAACAUGCUGGUGGAGACAGGGGAACUGGACAAUACUUACAUUAUAUACACCUCAGAUCAUGGCUAUCAUAUCGGACAGUUUGGACUUGUCAAGGGCAAAUCUAUGCCUUAUGAGUUCGAUAUCCGAGUACCUUUCUACGUACGAGGCCCAAAUGUGGAGCAAGGCGCUAUUAACCCUCACAUAGUGCUGAACAUUGACCUAGCCCCAACUCUGCUCGACAUGGCCGGUGUUGAUAUUCCCUCAGAAAUGGACGGAAAAUCUAUUCUCAAGUUGCUAGACACAGACAAGCCUGUCAAUAGGUUCCAGGUAAACAAAAAGCCUAAAACCUGGCGAGAUUCUUUCCUCGUGGAGAGAGGGAAGCCUCCACACAAACGAGCUGAUGGAAAAGAGAUGGCCCAGGAGGAGAAUUUUUUGCCCAAAUAUCAGCGAGUAAAGGACUUGUGCCAAAAGGCGGAGUAUCAGACACCUUGCCAGCAGCCGGGACAGAAGUGGCAGUGUGUGGAGGACCCGACUGGUAAACUGAGGCUGUAUAAGUGCAAAGGCAUGGCCAGUCUCUAUGCCCCACGUAUGCAGGCGCUGAUGGCCAGCAGUGGGUCUAAACUGUCUCCCACGUCCAAUUUUGCCUACUGUAAUUGCGCCGAUUUAUCGUUAAAAACAUCCAUCCUAAAGAGGAAGAGACUGCUCACCAAAAAGAAGAUGAAGUCGACCAAAACAGUGAUGAGGAAGCGCUGGGCUCGCUCCGUGUCCUUUGAGCUGGAUGGAGAUCUGUACGCUGUAGACUUAGAGGAGGGCUACCGGCCACUGGGCACCAAGAACAGCAGCUGGGUCAAAGAUAAGAAGAACAGACUCCAGUACGAGGAGGACAAUGAUGAAUUCAGUGGAAUGGAAGUCACAGCCAAGCCUACUACCAGCAGCAAACUAACGCCCCCUACUGCUCUAAAGGUCACCUACAGGUGUUCUAUCCUGAUGAAUGACACAGUCAAGUGUGAUGGGGGUCUCUACAAAUCCCUCCAAGCCUGGAAGGACCAUAAACUGCACAUUGAGCAUGAGAUUGAAACUUUACAAAGUAAAAUCAAGAAUCUGCGUGAGGUCAAAGGUCAUUUGAAAAAGGUGCGACCAGAGGAAUGCCAAUGCAACACUCCAAGUUAUCUUUUUAAAAGUAAAGAAAUUUUCAAACUAAAUACGGAACAUAUUGAGUCUCUGGGAAUUCCAUCGUCAAAGCAGAAAGGACAGUGGCUGGCCAAGGAGCAAAAGCGCAGAAAGAAACUACGUAAAUUUCUCAAGCGCCUGCAGAAUAAUGACACCUGCAGCAUGCCUGGACUCACAUGCUUCACUCAUGACAAUCACCACUGGCAGACUGCCCCCUUUUGGACAAUGGGCCCAUUCUGUGCAUGCACCAGUGCCAACAACAACACCUACUGGUGCCUGAGGACCAUCAAUGAUACACACAACUUCCUCUUCUGUGAAUUUGCCACUGGUUUCCUGGAGUAUUUUGAUAUCAACACAGACCCUUACCAGUUAAUAAACGGUGUCAGCAGUCUAGACCGCAACACUUUAAAUUCAUUGCAUCAACAGCUCAUGGAGUUGAGGGGUUGCAAGGGACAUAAGCAAUGCAACCCAGAGAAAGGAGGCAAAGAGCGAAACUACUUCAGUGAAUACAGGCCAGUUCAUCGUCGAAAGAGGCCAAAAGUGAAGAAGCCUUCCUCCAAAUCGCUAGGGCAGAUUUGGGAAGGAUGGGUUGGUUAACUGCUCCUCGUGAAUUCAACCACCUACCACGAUGACCUCCUGCUGUUCAGGGAGUAGAACAUGAGAACGAGAGAAUCCCAAGGACCUUGACCACAUAGAUGAUGAUCACCAUGACCAUGAUGGACCUUUUCAGUUCUCUGGUUUUUAUCUAUUGAUUUUUAAAACCCCGUCCUAAGGGAAAGGUGAUCAUAAAACUGAAAGAACAAGAAGACCCACCGUUUGACAACAGUGUUUUGGGACACAUAAAACGUCUUUUAAUGUCUGUUCUGUCAGCUGUCAGAACCUUUGCCGCCAUAAGUGUAACUGGGUUGGGACUGUUUGGUGUGCACAAAGCAUUCAGUUUCACAGUACUGCUUGUAGAUACAUGAUUCUAUAUCUGCUUUACAUUGCUCUCUUCUUCAUCAAGAGAAACUGUAUAAAACGAUAUUCAACCCUGCUGCUACAAAACAUCACAGAGAACACAGUUUAUCAGUGACUUGUACGACGUAAACAGACACUGCAUAUGACCAACUGUGACCGAUGUUUUGCCAUAGACUUUUGUAAUAUAAUUCCUAACACAGAUGAAUGUCCUGUUUAAACAUCUCUCAAACUGUGUGAUGUAGAUGGCCUUUAUCCAUCUUCAUAGUGAGUUCCAUUUGAUCAUGCCUAACUAGAAAUCAGUUUAGCACAAUGGUAGAGAUCCAGAACAUCGCAUCAGUGAAUGCUACUAACCUUUUUUCUAUUGGUUCUCACUGUAGACACUUCUAUAGGUUGCUCAGCUUGCUAUACAUGGUGCUACCAGGUGAAAACACUGAAGAAAAUCUCGAUGUACAGUUCAGGAUGUAUUUGAAUGUAUGUUGUGCAAUGAA